Messenger RNA from Amblyraja radiata (thorny skate), 4937 nucleotides. RefSeq names its product mucin-2-like. The annotation marks the transcript as partial. The record is from RefSeq and is a predicted model, not a curated record. Lineage: Eukaryota; Metazoa; Chordata; Chondrichthyes; Rajiformes; Rajidae. The transcript has 15 exons.
UCCCCACAACAACAACUAUCCCUACAACAACAACUCUCCCCACAACAACUGAAGAGUCAACAACAACAACUCUCCUCACAACAACAACUCUCCCCACAACAACAACUCUCCCUACAACAACUGAAGAAGUCAACAACAACUCUCGUAACAACAUCAACUCUCCCCACAACAACUAUCCCCACAACAACAACUAUCCCUACAACAACAACUCUCCCCACAACAACUGAAGAGUCAACAACAACAACUCUCCUCACAACAACAACUAACCCCACAACAACAACUCUCCCCACAACAACAACUCUCCCCACAACAACUGAAGAGUCAACAACAACAACUCUCCUCACAACAACAACUCUCCUAACAACAACAACUCUCCCCACAACAACAACUCUCCCCACAACAACUGAAGAGUCAACAUCAACUCUCCCUACAACAACUCUCCCCACAACAACAACUCUCCCUACAACAACUGAAGAGUCAACAACAACUCUCGUAACAACAUCAACUCUCCCCACAACAACUAUCCCCACAACAACAACUAUCCCUAGAACAACAACUCUCCCCACAACAACUGAAGAGUCAACAACAACAACUCUCCUCACAACAACAACUCUCCUCACAACAACAACUCUCCCCACAACAACAACUCUCCCCACAACAACAACUCUCCCUACAACAACUGAAGAGUCAACAUCAACUCUCCCUACAACAACUCUCCUCACAACAACAACUCUCCCUACAACAACUGAAGAGUCAACAACAACUCUCCCCACAACAACAACUCUCUCCACAACAACUCUCCCCACAACAACUAUCCCCACAACAACAACUACUCUCCCCACAACAACAACUCUCCCUACAACAACUGAAGAGUCAACAACAACUCUCCCCACAACAACAACUCUCCCCACAACAACUCUCCCCACAACAACUAUCCCCACAACUACUAUACCCACAAAAUCUAUCCCCACAACAACAACUCUCCCCACAACAACAACUCUCCUCACAACAACAACUCUCCCCACAACAACAACUCUCCUCACAACAACAACUCUCCCCACAACAACAACUCUCCUCACAACAACAACUCUCCCUACAACAACAACUCUCCUCACAACAACAACUCUCCCCACAACAACAACUCUCCCUACAACAACUGAAGAGUCAACAACAACUCUCCCCACAACAACAACUCUCCCCACAACAACUCUCCCCACAACAACUAUCCCCACAACAACUAUCCCCACAACAACUAUCCCCACAACAACUAUCCCCACAACAACUAUCCCUACAACAACUGAAGAGUCAACAACAACUCUCGUAACAACAUCAACUCUCCCUACAACAACAACUCUCCCCACAACAACUGAAGAAUCAACAACAACUCUCCCCACAACAACAACUCUCCUAACAACAUCAACUCUCCCUACAACAACUCUCCCCACAACAACAACUCUCCCUACAACAACUGAAGAGUCAACAACAAGUCUCCCCACAACAACAACUCUCCCCACAACAACAACUCUCCCCACAUCAACUCUCCCAACAACAACUCUCCCCACAACAACUAUCCCCACAACAACUAUCCCCACAACAACUAUCCCCACAACAACUAUCCCCACAACAACGCUCCCUACAACAACUGAAGAGUCAACAACAACUCUCGUAACAACAUCAACUCUCCCCACAACAACUAUCCCCACAACAACAACUAUCCCUACAACAACAACUCUCCCCACAACAACUGAAGAGUCAACAACAACAACUCUCCUCACAACAACAACUAUCCCCACAACAACAACUCUCCCCACAACAACAACUCUCCCCACAACAACAACUCUCCCCACAACAACUGAAGAGUCAACAACAACAACUCUCCUCACAACAACAACUCUCCUAACAACAACAACUCUCCCUACAACAACAACUCUCCCCACAACAACAGAAGAGUCAACAUCAACUCUCCCUACAACAACUCUCCCCACAACAACAACUCUCCCUACAACAACUGAAGAGUCAACAACAACUCUCCCAACAACAACUCUCCGUACAACAACAACUCUCACCACAACAAUUGAAGAGUCAACAUCAACUCUCCCUACAACAACUAUCCCUACAACAACAACUCUCACCACAACAAUUGAAGAGUCAACAACAACUCUCCCAACAACAACAAAUCUCCCUACAACAACAACUCUCCCUACAACAUCAAUUCUCCCCACAACAACUGAAGAGUCAACAACAACAACUCUCCUAACAACAUCAAUUCUCCCAACAACAACACGACUCCUUACAACAACAACCAAGGAGUCAACAACAACAAGUCUUACUACAGAGAGCACCACUUCUGCACCUUGUGUUAACUGGUCAAAAUGGUAUAAUGAAAAUACACCUACCCUUCGAAUGAGGUCAGACUAUGAAUUAUUGAAGCAAAUGCGCAGAUCACUGUGUUCAAACCCCAAUCAUCAAAUUACAGACAUUCAAUGUGAAGCUGUCAAAUAUCCACAGCGCCCCAUCAGUGAGAUGAAAGAUAAUGUCACAUGUGAUAAAGAGAUAGGCCUUGUGUGUUCUUAUGCUCCAAAGACAUCUGAAGGUUUGAUGUGUUCAGACUACAGGAUAAGAGUUUGCUGUCAGCCUUCCACGCCACACACAACCACUAUAUUCCCUACAACAUCAAGCAUCACCUCCCUCCCGACCACAGAAACCACCCAUCCUCCAUACACCAUCUCCCUCACUACAACUUCCCUUCCGACUACAUCCCACCCUACAUCCACUACAUCCCACCCUACAUCCACUACAUCCCACCCUACAUCCACCACUUCACACCCUACAUCCACUACAUCCCACCCAACCUCCUCCCACCCAACCACACUGACCACCUCCCAUCCGACCACAACCACCACCUCCCACCAGACCACCUCCUUCCCGACCACAGAAACCUCCUCCCUCACGACCACCACUUCCCACCAGACCACCUCCCUCCCAACCACCACCUUCCCGACCACACUGACCACCUUCCUCCCAACCACAACCACCACCUCCCACCCGACCGCAGAAAAGAGCACCAUUCCGAACACAACCACCACCCUCCCGACGACAAUGACCACCUCCCACCAGACCACACCAGCAACCUCCCACCCGACCACAACCUUCCUCCCAACCACAACCUCCCUCCUGACAACCACCCUCCAGACCACACUGACCACCACGUCCCUCCCAUCCGCAACCAUCAUGCACCCGGCAUGUGCACCAGAUCCAAAACCCAAAUGUCAGAAAUCUUCACGUAUUUACAAUGCAGAAGGCUGUGGGAAGUGGAAUUGUUUUUGUCAAUGCCUAAUUUGGGGAGAUCCUCACUACCUCACAUUUGGUGAUACACAGUACGAUUUCUUUAAGAACUGCACUUACACUCUUGUAGAAGAACGGGUUAAAAAACACAAUUUGACUGUGCUAAUUGAUAAUUACUAUUGUUUUCCUGACAUCGCCCUGUCUUGUGCAAAGGGGUUAAUCAUCCUUUAUAAUGGAAGUACUGUAACCAUCUCUACCAGUGGGGAUAAGCAUAUAUCUUUUGAUGGAGUAUUGGUGACUGCUCCCUACAGUUUGAAUGGAAUUGACAUAUAUUCAGAGAAUGAAAGAACAUAUAUUUCUAUUCCGAACAUCCUUGCAAAUAUAAUGACCUCUGGAGAUACCUUUCAAAUUACACUAUCACAUCAAUACUUUCUGAAUAAUACCCAAGGACAAUGCGGCUCUUGCGUAGAACAUGCAGUCGAUGAAUGCAGGCGAAGGAACGGGGAAGUCAUGCCGGCAGACUGCUGCCACGCCACUGCAAAUGACUGGAGGGUUUCUGAUCCAAAUAAACCCUAUUGUGAAUCUGAACCUGAAAACGUGCCGUGUACCAGUCCUCCACCUCCCCCUCCACCCUGUCAUUCUGGAUCCACAAUUUGCGACAUACUUUUAGAAGAACCAUUUGAAGAAUGCAGAAAUUAUUUUCUCCAUGAGAUUUACCGGUAUUACAACACUUGCCUCUUCGACCAAUGCCACACAAAUUUCACUGAAAUUGCCUGUUCCAGUUUGCAAACUUAUGCCACACUUUGUGGAAGCAUCGGCAUAUGUGUUGAUUGGAGAAAGUUUACAAAUGGCCACUGCAAUUAUAGCUGUCCCAAAGGAUUAUCUUACCACUCUUGUGUCAGUCAGGAUGUUGAUCACAGCACGAUUCACCGCAGACGAAAUGGAAACACACCAUCCUCUCUGACAGAGCGCUGCAUGUGUCCAUCAGGAACAAUUCGUUCUAAAAACGGGACAGAAUGCAUAAACACAAGUUGCAUAGACAGUUUAGGAAACCCAAAAUAUGAUGGGGAAAUAUGGAGUGAUCCCACUGAUCAAUGCAUCUUGAAGAAAUGCAAUAAAUCUCAAAUCAUAACUUUUCGGAAUAAGGAUCACUGCUGUUCGUGUUCCUUGAAAACAGAUGGUUGUCAGAUAUUGUCUUAUUCCAAAACUGUCACACUUGCAAAUUCAAGUUGUUCAGCAGAAAUUCAUAUGACAAAGUGUCAAGGAAGCUGCCCUGGAAAUGUUGAAUUUGACACUGUUACUAACAGCAUGGUAAAAGAGUGUACCUGCUGCCAACCUACUGAGACGGAAAAUAGAACAGUGAAUUUCAAUUGUGGAAAAGGAGAUAGUGUGCCUUACAGCUAUACGUACAUAACAUCCUGUGAAUGCAAUAGUAACAACUGUUACAAUAAAGCACUGGCUUAAUCGAGCACAAUUCCUAUUAUCUGCUGAUCCUGAAAUAUAAAAUUAUAACCAAUUUUCAGAUAUCUUUUAAUGAUUUUCUUUAUGUAGCAUUCAGCUGGCUGGUCUCUUUAAAAAUAAGGUAUUUUCAUCUGAUUUUUAUAAAUUGUGGGAUCAUUUGAGUUAUUAAAAUUAAUAAAUGCACUAAAAGA